GGUGUUUUAAGGACGACCGCAUCGUGUUCUUGACAUGGAUGUUCUCCACGUACUUCAUGGAGAAGCUGUCGCCGCGCGGGAACAGGACGACAUGUUUUUUACGUCCGCAGGAAGCUGUCAUACGUCAGCCCCGACCAAUCAGAAGGAAAGAAGAAGGUUUACGACAACAGAGUGAGUGUGGCGGCUAAGAUGGCCCAGCGCAUGUCGUUCGGCUUCUAUAAGUACAACAACAUGGAGUUCGUCAGGAUGAAGGGGCCGCAGGGCAAAGGUCACGCUGAGAUGGCGGUGAGCCGGGUCCCGACCGGAGACACGUCCCCCUGCGGCACAGAGGAGGACCUGGACUCACCCCUACACGAGAGG
Molecule: messenger RNA, 360 nt
Organism: Salvelinus sp. IW2-2015
Lineage: Eukaryota; Metazoa; Chordata; Actinopteri; Salmoniformes; Salmonidae
Source: RefSeq, a predicted model, not a curated record